This is a messenger RNA of Dioscorea cayenensis subsp. rotundata (Guinea yam), 2082 nucleotides long. Its product is annotated as EH domain-containing protein 1. The record is from RefSeq and is a predicted model, not a curated record. Gene Ontology annotation, molecular function: protein binding; calcium ion binding; GTP binding. Gene Ontology annotation, cellular component: intracellular membrane-bounded organelle; plasma membrane; cytoplasm. The transcript is spliced from 16 exons. The coding region runs from base 124 to 1761 and encodes 545 amino acids. Lineage: Eukaryota; Viridiplantae; Streptophyta; Magnoliopsida; Dioscoreales; Dioscoreaceae. Gene Ontology annotation, biological process: endocytosis; endosomal transport.
CAUGAUUCCGUAAUAGCGGCAUUUUUUCAAACACAUCUCGAGCGCCAUCGACCUCCCCGCUCGCCUUUCACUUUCCCCAAUUCCCCAUUCUCGUCUUGGUUUCUCUUCCUAGAUCUACGUCUCAUGGAUCUCAUCACCCCUUCGAUCAGUUCUUGCUCGAAGGAGCACCAGAAGAUCUAUCAGCAGUGGUUUUCCUAUGCAGAUUCAGAUGGUGAUGGGCGGAUCACGGGGAAUGAUGCUCUCAAGUUCUUUGCCAUGUCGAAGCUUUCGCGGCCUGAGUUGAAGCAGAUUUGGGCUAUUGCUGACUCUAAGCGGCAAGGUUUUCUUGGCUUGCAAGAAUUCAUCACUUCAAUGCAGCUUGUUGCCCUGGCACAAGCAGGAAAUGAGAUUACAAAGGACACCAUUAGCAGUGCAGAUUUGGGGAGCUUAAACCCACCUGAUAUGGAAGGUUUGGAUACACUACUAGCUAAAAUGAAAACUAAGCCUUCACCCAAGAAAAGUGAUCCUGAUCUAGAUGGAACUUCUCAGCCCCAACGACCAUCAGCUAAUUGGUUUUCCUCAAAAUCUUCGAAAAAGAUACCCUUGAGUUCUGUUACAUCAAUUAUUGAUGGGUUGAAGAGAUUGUACAUUGAAAAACUGAAACCUUUGGAAGUUACUUAUCGCUUCAAUGAUUUUGUCUCUCCAUCGUUGACAAAUAGCGAUUUUGAUGCUAAGCCCAUGGUUAUGCUUUUGGGUCAAUAUUCUACCGGGAAGACAACAUUUAUUAAACAUCUGUUGCAAUCAGGCUAUCCAGGUGCUCAUAUUGGACCAGAGCCUACAACAGAUAGGUUUGUUGUUGUUAUGUCUGGUCCUGAUGAAAGAAGCAUUCCUGGAAACACUAUUGCGGUGCAAGCAGACAUGCCUUACAGUGGACUAACAACAUUUGGAACUGCCUUUUUAUCAAAAUUUCAAUGUUCUCAGAUGCCACAUCCACUCCUAGAACAUAUUACAUUUGUUGAUACCCCGGGAGUUUUGUCUGGAGAAAAACAACGAACUCAACGCAGCUAUGAUUUUACUGGUGUCACCUCAUGGUUUGCUGCCAAGUGUGAUCUUAUUCUUCUUUUGUUUGAUCCUCAUAAACUCGACAUCAGUGAUGAGUUCAAACGUGUUAUUGGAUCUCUUCGUGGUCAUGAUGAUAAAAUCCGUGUUGUUCUUAAUAAGGCAGACCAAGUUGACACUCAGCAGCUAAUGAGAGUAUAUGGAGCAUUAAUGUGGUCACUUGGGAAGGUUCUAAACACCCCUGAAGUUAUGCGUGUUUAUAUUGGCUCAUUUAAUGACAAACCAGUAAAUGAAGCAGCCAUUGGUCCAAUUGGGAAAGAGUUAUUUGAAAGAGAACAAGAUGACCUUCUUUCUGAUUUGAAAGAUAUUCCUAAGAAGGCUUGUGAUCGCAGGAUAAAUGAAUUUGUCAAACGAGCAAGAGCAGCCAAGAUUCAUGCCUACAUAAUCAGCCACUUAAGAAAGGAGAUGCCUGCAAUGAUGGGUAAGGCUAAAGCUCAACAACGGCUAAUUGAUAAUCUGGAGGAUGAGUUUACCAAGGUACAGAGAGAGUUUCAUCUACCAGCAGGGGAUUUCCCCAACACUGAGCACUUUAGAGAGGUGCUAAGCGGCUAUAGCAUCGACAAAUUUGAGAAGCUGAAGCCAAAGAUGAUACAGGCUGUUGAUGACAUGCUCGGGUACGACAUUCCCGAGCUCUUGAGGAACUUCCGUAAUCCCUAUGAAUGAUCCAUGCAACAGCAAUCCAUAAUCAGCUUUGUGAAGAAAUCUUCGGAAGAUGAGUUCUACAUGGAUUUCCUUCUGCAGCAGGACACAAUUAAAUUGCAGGGUCUCUUCACAUUAUUCUGUGACAAUUCAUUGCAUUGUUAGUGUCAGGUUUAAGUUUCAUAAAAUCAUCAGUCUAUCUUUACAAUGAGAAUGUAAAACUGCGGAGAAAUUUUAUGUGGAAACUGCAUUUUUUGCAACUGUGAGGGACUGUAAUAUCUAUAUAUAUAUAUUUGUAGAUCAAAUAAACAUUUAUAUAUCUAAUAUGAAAGCAAUGUGAUUUGU